GCACCUUAAGAUUGAAGGAGAGCAAUUAAUCAAUACGUUUGGAAAGAAUUUGGCAGUGUGCACGAGACCUUUCACUGUACAACUGGGAAUCAAUGCAAGUCUGACGUCACAGAUCUAUGUGUACGCGGGGAAUUACGGUACAGAGUACACACCGUCCGGAGAAGAUCUCACAAGGGUAUCACAGACAUGCUGCAGUUUUUUGAACGAGCACUGUAAUGAGCACUGUAAUUUACACUCUUCACUGAUAACCAUUCAAUGAUUCUUGAUCCCAGAUAAAUAGAUCCUCCCAAUUAUCAAUGAGUAUCAGUUCUUCAGAUCCAGUGCGGUCACUAGCAUCAGUGUUCAGUUCAGUGAUUCGAGCUUGUUUUACAAGAUGAAUUCUUCCAUUACUGCUGUUCUUCUGCUGGUUGCCUCUGUGAUCGCACUGUACGUCGUUCAUGUGAACAGUCUCCCAACUGGUAUGCCAGUUGAAGACGAUCUCGUUCUUACAGGAGACGAGCUCCCUGCUGCAGUGGGUCGUGAAUCGGCUGUAGCGACCGGUAGUCGCGCGAAGCGAGCAACGUGCGACCUGUUCAGCUUCGAAACCCAAUGGGUGACUCCGAACCACGCCGCUUGCGCGGCUCACUGUAUCGUCCUAGGCAAGAAGGGAGGCUACUGCAGUAAUACUAUAUGCUACUGCAGGGACUGAUUCAACAACGUUACUUCAUACCACAAUUAUGAAAUUUAUCCAUGUCACCAAAUAUUUUGAAAGCUGCUGCUACUACUGCUACUCAAAUAGUGAAGUUCUCCAUUAUUCUAGAAUAUCAAUGGAUUAUCAUUCAAAUAGUAAAGUUCUUCAUUCUAGAAUAUGAAUUUUAUCUUAUAAUUGAUGCAUUUUAUAUGAAUUGUAUCUAUUGAUGACAUACUAUGCAAUAAAUAUAGUAAAUUGAGAAUUUUUUAUGUCUGUUA
Messenger RNA from Nilaparvata lugens (brown planthopper), 948 nucleotides. RefSeq names its product defensin. Lineage: Eukaryota; Metazoa; Arthropoda; Insecta; Hemiptera; Delphacidae. The record is from RefSeq and is a predicted model, not a curated record. The coding region runs from base 374 to 688 and encodes 104 amino acids. The transcript has 2 exons. Gene Ontology annotation, biological process: defense response to bacterium; humoral immune response.